GUUACUGACUGGAUCAUCUUACCAAACUGUUUGUAUAAAAAGGGAAACCAGUCGUGACUACUUUUAUCAAAACAGGAGUUCACCAAACGAAAUUGUUGGUCUCAUAAGAGCAGGAUUCUUCUGCAAUACAGAGUGAAAAUGGUGGACUAUGAAGUAACUGUGUACACCACUGAUGUACCCACUGCCACCACUUUCAACAACGUCUUCAUUAAGCUGGUGGGCACAGAUGGAGAAAGUGAACGCAAGUGGCUCGUAAGCUUCAAAGGGGCUGCAUCCUUCGUCAGAGGAGCAGUGUCUAAUUUUACUGUAUCCUGCCCUGCCUCCAUCGGAAAGCUGAUUCUGGUAGAGCUAGACAAACAGUCUCUGCUGCUGUUCCCAAAAGACUCUUGGUUCCCUGCCAAUGUAAAAGUGAAGUCUCCUGAGGGAGACACCUACAACUUCCCCGUCUACCGGUGGAUAACCGACAGUGAGGUGCAUCGCUUCAGAGAGGGGAAAGCCCUGAGAAUCUUCGACGACAACCAUCAUCUUGGCAGGUACAGCCGAGAGCAGGAGCUGAACCAGCGAGAGAAAGACUACCGCUGGCAUGUGUAUGUAGAGGGAAUACCCCACUACAUGAAGACAGACAACCCUCUUUCUCUGCCUUGUGAGGUUCGCUUCUCCUUCACCAAAACUACAGAGUUUCUCUACACUGCAUCUACAGGGCUGACUGAGCUGCAGCUGAAGGGUCUGGUUGAUUGCAAGAAGAACUGGACUGAUAUCGAUGACAUCAAUCGGGUGUUCUGCUGCAAACGGACAGAAAUAUCAGAAUAUGUCCAGGACCACUGGAAAGAUGAUGAUUUUUUUGGCUACCAGUUUCUAAAUGGUGUCAACCCCAUGUUGAUCCGACGUUGUUCAGCCCUGCCCCAUAAUUUCCCUGUCACUGAUGACAUGGUCUUCCUCCGGGGUCAGGAUAGCCUGGCAAACGAAAUGAAGAAAGGCAACAUAUUCCUGUGUGACUACAAGCGUUUGGACGGACUGAAGACAAACACCAUCAAUGGGAAGAAGCAGUAUUUGAUGGCUCCACUCGUUCUUCUGCACAAAACACCUGAUGAUACGCUGAUGCCAAUUGCUAUUCAGCUGAAGCAGACUCCAGCAGAAGACAAUCCCAUCUUCUUUCCAACUGAUUCUGAGUACGACUGGUUGCUGGCCAAGAUUUUCGUGAGAAGUGCAGAUUUCAGCGAGCAUCAGCUCAACGUUCACCUGCUGCGCACUCAUCUGCUGGCUGAGGUUUUUGCAGUGGCACUGCUGCGCAAUGUGCCCAUGGUGCAUCCACUCUACAAGCUCCUCAUACCUCACACUCGCUACACUCUGCAGAUCAACCACUUAGCUCGUCUUCUUCUAAUAUCUGAAACGGGAGUUUUCACACAGUUUGCAGCUUCUGGUGGGGAGGGUAUGAUGACACUCCUGAAGAGAUCCCUGUCCUCGUUGACCUACAGCUCCCUCUGUGUACCAGAUGACAUUGCUGAGCGCGGACUUGAGGAUUUGCCGAACUUCUACUACAGAGAUGAUGGGCUCAGGCUUUGGGAAAUAAUCCAUGGUUUUGUGCAGGGAGUGCUCAGCUACUACUACAAGAAUGAUGCUGAGGUCCUAAAAGACUCUGAACUGCAGAAGUGGAUUAUUGACAUUUUUGAACACGGAGUCCUUUCCCAAACGGGCACAGGAUUUCCGCAAAGCUUGACCACCGUGGAUGAGUUGGUCAAGUUUGUCACCAUGGUGAUCUUCACUUGUUCAGCACAGCAUGCAGCUGUCAACUCUGGGCAGUAUGACUAUGGUGGCUGGAUGCCCAACACUCCCAUCUCCCUGCAACUUCCUCCACCAACCACAAAAGGGACAACAAGUGAGGCCACGAUGCUGAAGACAUUCCCUGAUGUCAACACCACAGCUCAGGGAAUGGCCACCAUGUGGCUUCUCAGCAAGCAGUCCACUGACUUUGUGCCUCUUGGACAUUAUCCAGAAGACCAUUUCAGUGAGGAGAUUCCCACCAAGGUGAUUGAAGAUUUUCAAGGACAGCUUCACAUUUUAAGUGCAGCCAUCAAAGUCAGAAACAAGAGUCUGAAAGUCCCGUACACAUACAUGGACCCGACAGAGGUGGAAAACAGUGUGGCAAUUUGAAAAUGAAAGUAAAUAUUCACAAAAGAGACAAAGGGAGGAGCUGCAUGUUUUUAAAGUAUCGUACUGUGCAGCUUCUUAUGUUUUUUUGGGGUUUUUUUUUUUUGGAAACAUUUAACUAAUAUUUAGAUUGUUUUUUUUUUGUUGUUGUUGAUUUCAGUUUCUUCUUAACAUGUUAGAAAUGAGGAAACACAGUCUCACAUUCUUCAUAAUGACUUAAAAUGAGUUGAGUUUAAAUGAAACUUCCUAAUGAUUUGUAACUAUAUUCUGCCUGUUCUUCAUAUUAUAGAAAUGUGUUAUUUUUGUUGUAGUGUGUAGCUUUAGAAUGAAUUUGUGCUUUUAAUACUUUCUCAAUCAUUACCAUGCACUGUUACUACAAUCUGCUAAGUAAACUGUGACCACAUUUCCUCACCAAAAUAAAGUGUCAAUUAUGGCUACAUAAUUAUGA
Molecule: messenger RNA, 2596 nt
Organism: Scatophagus argus
Lineage: Eukaryota; Metazoa; Chordata; Actinopteri; Scatophagidae
Product: arachidonate 12-lipoxygenase, 12R-type-like
Exons: 15
Coding region: 139-2151 (670 amino acids)
Biological process (GO): linoleic acid metabolic process; lipid oxidation
Molecular function (GO): protein binding; iron ion binding; oxidoreductase activity, acting on single donors with incorporation of molecular oxygen, incorporation of two atoms of oxygen
Source: RefSeq, a predicted model, not a curated record